Temnothorax curvispinosus is the source of this 1470-nucleotide messenger RNA. Its product is annotated as protein bric-a-brac 2-like. NCBI's taxonomy places the organism in Eukaryota, Metazoa, Arthropoda, Insecta, Hymenoptera, Formicidae. The transcript has 5 exons. The annotation marks the transcript as partial. Gene Ontology annotation, cellular component: nucleus. Gene Ontology annotation, molecular function: DNA binding; protein binding. Gene Ontology annotation, biological process: regulation of transcription by RNA polymerase II. The record is from RefSeq and is a predicted model, not a curated record.
UGCUGGGCAUGCUGGCUCCAUGGGACAUGAGACUUCACUCCGUCCUCCGAGUAUUCUCUGUUCUGGCUCAUCAGUCAGAUUUGUUCUGCUACAACCUAGUCAGAUUUCAGAUUUGAUAGCGAUGCACGGCUUGUUUUAGAAGAGAAUUAACAAUACUCAAGCUCGACAAUACAGUCCCGCAUUUCUGAAUAUCAUUCGCCUCGAAUGUACGUCUCGAAAAGAGUGGAAAGGAGAUAAAACCGAGGCAGCAUGACCGACGCUGGCCAAUGUAAAGUCAAUCAGAGUUAUCGCUUUAAAUGGAACAACCAUCAGAAUCAUCUGUCCGACGUCGUGCGGCAGCUCUUGAAGGAGGACUGCAUGGUGGAUGUCACUCUGUCCGCAGCCGGUCAACGUAUUCACGCGCAUCGCAUUGUACUGUGCGCGUGUAGCAUUUUGUUUCAAGAAGUGCUCAGCCAAGUGACAGAAGAUUGUCCAACGAUUAUUCUAAGUGAUAUAUCACCUCAGGAUAUAAAAUCAAUUAUCGAAUUCAUGUAUCACGGUGAGAUCCGUGUUCCCGUUGAAAAUAUCAAUAGUUUACUUGAAGCUGGACGAUCGUUAAAAAUAAACGGUCUCAUCAACAUAAAUGGAAUUGGAGAGAACGUAAUUGUUAAAAACAGAAAGGAUUCUGCGGAAGAGACUGCGACAGAGGUAGAAAAAAUUGGAGACAAUGCUGAAUCCUUGGAGAAUGAGUCGCCCGAAGCGAGCACUACCGAAAAUUGUAUAUCAAAUAAAAAGAAGAAACGUCGCCGCGAGACUGUGAAGAAAGAUUACAACGACGACAUGUUGGCGUCUGCGAUUAAUGACUUGAAAUUAGGACAGACUUUAAUAGAGGCUGCUACUAAGCACAAUAUACCACGUUCAACGUUGUAUAUGCGGGCGAAAGCAUUAGGCAUACAUCUAAACGCAUCAAGAAACGGAUAUCCCGCAGAGUGCAUGAAUGCAGCUAUAAAUGCCGUGAUCAAUGGCUCGAGCUUGCAGCAUGCGUCAGAAAUAUUUAGAAUACCUAAAACCGUGUUAUGGAGGCGUAUACAAAAGGAAGGCUAUCAGACCCUACGUCCUGAAAUGAAGAGGUCGUAUGGUUUGGACACGAGACAGGCCGCUGUUAAAGCUUUAGAAAGAGGGGAAAAUUUGACGAAAGUGGCUCUGCAAUUUAAAAUACCAAAGACUACAUUGUUUAGAGAAAAGGCACGGCUGGUAGAUCAAGGUAAAUUGCCGUUAUCGUUUUGGAAGAAACGCAAAUCUGAGAACGAGGAACUAAAGAAGUCGCGAUUGGAAGAGGCUGUGGCUGCUUGCAAGGGUGGCAGAAUGUCGCAAGCCGCGGCAUCCAUGACGUAUCGCAUUCCAAAAACUACGAUAUGGCGAAGGCUUCAACAGGAAGGGAAGAAGGUGGAAAGAUCGUCGAAUGCGAAGAAGAAACAACGAUUGCCCGAU